This is a messenger RNA of Pomacea canaliculata, 7371 nucleotides long. RefSeq names its product rho guanine nucleotide exchange factor 4-like. Lineage: Eukaryota; Metazoa; Mollusca; Gastropoda; Architaenioglossa; Ampullariidae. Bases 150 to 2876 code for a protein of 908 amino acids. The record is from RefSeq and is a predicted model, not a curated record. Gene Ontology annotation, cellular component: cytoplasm. The transcript is spliced from 16 exons. Gene Ontology annotation, biological process: intracellular signal transduction. Gene Ontology annotation, molecular function: protein binding; guanyl-nucleotide exchange factor activity.
GAUGAUGAUAUUGGGGCUAUGAACUCUCUUCCGGGUUCCCCUGUGGCAUCUACGCUUUCUCGGAGAGUUUCUUCUGACUCUCAGUUCCAAGUUUUAGUGAAGGAGAAUUCCAGAGUACAACAGAUCUAUGCAGUGCAGUGGAUCCCUCAAUGGCAGUGACCAGGAAGGAAUCUAGACGACGUCAACCAGGUCAGCGAAUGUCAGAGCGCUAUUCUGGGGAAUACAGUUUGUGUGAAUUUGAUAUUGCCUCGGACUGUCGGAGUUCAGAAGAUACAUUGACGCCUCUCUCUACCUCUCCACGGUCAGCAUCUCCGUCCAGUGCAUCCACAGUGACCUUGGAAGGAGACAUGUCUCUGUUGAAUAGAACAUUGGAAGGGGACACGACCUUAACAGACAGUCAGGAUGUGGUGGAAUAUGGCCGAGAAACCGCAGGUGCUAGUCACAUAAUGAUGCAAAAGCCAUCUCUGCCAAAACAGGAAUAUUCCAAACUCGGUAUGAUCAUGCGUGGAGAGAUAACUUCCAGUAAUAGUAAUGACAGUGGCAUUCAGCAUGAUGUCAACAUAGGAUCUAGUGAGUCAUUGAAGCAGAUACCACCAGAAAUUGCAAGUCAUCUUACAAGUACGGUCAAGCUUCGCAACUCCCCAUCACCAAAACAAGAACGUCCCAAGUCAGAUUUUACUGUUCGAUGGGCUGAUCUACUGGAGCAAGUCAAGGAGACAAAUGUUACAUAUCGACGAGAGGGGAACAAACUGCGUAAACGACCCCGACCAAAGUCUGAUCUGGAAGAUAGUUGUGAAGAUGAAGGCUUAGAAUAUGACAGCACAAGCUCAGAAGAAGGCGGCAGCUCUCUGCUCACGGAUCCAAUUCUCCGGCCCUUUGGAGUAGGAGCCACUGGACCGCUAGGCCCAGGAACCCUCGGAGCAGGGCCCUCCUUGCAGCAGUGCGAUUCCAUACUUAGCCUGGUGGAACUGCGUCGCCCUGGCAACCGUGGACGCUUGGACGCAGCGGCUUUGCAAGCUGCAAAAUUGGCCAAGUCGCGACGGAUGUCCACGCCUCAGCCCAUCAAAUCGAGAACAGAGAAGAUCGUGCCCCGCAGCCAGAGGCGGACUCCCAUCGUCCGUUCUCACAGCAUGCCAGAAAACCUGGACCGCCUACACCGCAAGAAGAACUACCUCAGCCUCAUAGGCUCCGACAUGCACGCCCACCACAGAUCCUCGGGAGUGGAAGACGACUCGUCAGACGAAUCGGAGUUCUCUGUGGACUACAACCAGGAGAAGUCGCUGAGCACCCGAGCAUCCCGGGCCACUCUCGUAACACUGGACCAGAUGAUCGAAGAAGAGAAUUUUACGUACGCUGAGGCCUUGUGGGACCACGUGACCAUGGACCCUGACGAGCUGGGGUUCCGAGCCGGUGACCUUGUGAGAGUAACCGACAUGUCGGAGAAGCACUGGUGGUACGGUUCCACCGAGAACAGAGGCGGGUGGUUUCCAGCCUCCUUUGUCAGACUUCGAGUCAACCAAGAUGGCCUUGAGGCAGAAAUGACUCUACAACUUCAAGAAGAGGAGGAGCUGCAGCAGCAGCAGUUACAGCAACAGCCUCUGCUUACAACAAGCACCAGCAAAACUCAGUUUCGUGCCAACGUUGUCAAUGAGAUCAUUUCCGCUGAAAAGGAAUAUGUUAAGCACUUACAUGAUGUAAUCGAGGGAUAUGUUAAGCAAGCAAGAAAACGACCUGAGAUGUUUCCAUCAGAGAAAGUUAAUAUCAUCUUUGGCAACAUUGAAGAAAUCUAUGAGUUUGCAACCAAACUAUACUCUGACUUAGAGAAAGUUGUUAACACUGAGCACCCACAUCUUACAGAGUUUGGCCACUGUUUUCUUGACAAGACCCAGGGCUUUGAAAUCUACUCAGAAUACUGCAACAACCAUCCAGCUGCUUGUGAAGAACUCAGGGUUCUUUACCGUGCAAAGCAGUAUAGACAUUUUUUUGAGGCAUGUCGUUUACUGCAAGAGAUGACUGAAAUCCCCUUAGAAGGGUUUCUGUUGACGCCAGUGCAAAAGAUCUGUAAGUACCACCUGCAGCUAGCUGAGUUGCUCAAGUACACACCAGCAGACCACCCAGAUUUUAACAAUGUUCAAGCCGCUGUGGAGGAAAUGAAGAAGAUUGCCAAACUUGUUAACGAAAGAAAACGAAAGAUGGAGAGUAUAGAGAAACUGGCAGGUUGGCAGAUGUUGGUUGAUGACUGGGAGGGUCCUGAUAUCCUUGAAGGAAGUUCUGAACUAAUUUACUCAGGAGAGUUGAACAAGAUCAAUGCCAAUGGCUGGUCUCAAGAGCGCUACUUUUUCCUUUUUGACCAUCAGCUUGUGUACUGUAAAAAGGAUCUUCUGAAGAAGAACAGCUUUGGAUACAAAGGGCGAGUCAACAUUGACCAGAGUGAAAUCUUCAACAUACCUGAUGGCAAAGAUCCGCAGUACAAUGUUAAUGUGAGGAACGCCAUCAAAAUACAUGAUAAAAGUCGCAACAAAUGGUUCCUCAUGGUUGCUAAAUCAGCACAGAUCAAGCAACGCUGGAUUAAAGCAUUUGCAGAUGAAAGACGGCGUGUUCAUGAUGACCAAGAAAAUAAUUUUAACAUUCCUCUGCGCUUAAAACAGUCUGUUAUCGCAAACUUGAAACAGAAAGCCAACUUGAGCAAGUCAAAAGGCAAGAGAAAGGUGUCUCGAACCUCCAGCAUGCGAACAGCCAAGCAUGACAGCUGGUUCUCAACCAGUGCCACCCUCCCCAGACCCUCCAGGAAAUCCUCAUCUUCACAUCAGUCAGGACCAACCCAACAGUCCAACAAACUUAUGUCCUUCCUGCUUGGAACGAAGAAGAAGUCAUGAAGAGCAUUGGCACACAAAGGUUAAAACAAAUGCCUUGGGUUUGUCAUUGCUGAUGUAUGUUGUGAUCAAAGCCAGUUAUCAGUUGUGUUCAGUCAAGCUCUAAAGAGCCCUGAAACCAGACAGCAGCAUUCAGGUAGCCAUUUGUACCUGACUAGAUGAUGAAGUGGUGCAGGAGAAGAAAGGGACCGUACAGAACUGAUGGGGUUUCCAGGAAAGUGUAUGCUCAGACUGUUUACUGGAUAUGUGAUCAAGGAGUGAAUGGUGGUGAAUCAUUCAUCCCAUACAAACAGGUGAAUUUGCACCAGAGUGAGACAACAAAGAAGUGUAUCAAACACCAUGACAGCCCACUGGUGAAGAGGACUGCUAAAGCAUGAAAAAAAAAAUUGGACAGAUUAAAAGGGCUAAAUGGAUUCUAUGACAAUACUAAACAAAUCUCAGCUCUGUGUAUACCGUGUUUGGUACGCAUUACUGAUCAAGAAUACUUGAAAGUGUUUGCAAAAGGUGCUGUCAUUUUCAUUGACAAAAGAAAAAUUGUGGUUAGAGAAGUUCUCUUGCCAUGGAGUUUUGUGAUUUGUUAACUUCUUUUUAGGUCAAAAACAGCCAAAGAACUAUUAUAAAGUCAGGCUCUGUCUCAGUACAGUCCAGUUCUGUCACCAGGAUUUUAUAGCUGCAAGAACAGGAAAGCUGUUUCCUGCUCUUACCUCAAGAUCAACUUGUGCAAGGCAUAUUAAGGCAAUAGUGAAUGCAGACUUUUUGCUUGCUAGCAGAUCUGCUUAGCUGGAGUUGCCAAUCUUGUGGGCGCAUAGUGGAUCCAUGUGAGAAACACAGUGGAUGCAUGUGAGAGACUUUCUAUAUUGACAGUGUAUUCAGUGGAGAAACUUGGGUCACUUUAAGAUGUAUGUUGCAUUUAUUAUUAAUAAUAAUAAUCAAGUUCAUUUAUAUAGCACCAUAAUGGUAAGCUUAUGGUCCUUUAUAGAUAAUAAUAAUAGGCAGAAAAUAAAGCAACCAAAAUGGUAGGAAAGGAACAGGGAUUUGUCUUAUUAACAUCUUACCGAUAUCAGUACUCAGUUAUCAAACAAGUCUAUGAAAUAAAAAUAAAUGCACAAAGUUCAUAGUACAUGAUGGGGAAAAAAAUCCUCCAGGUAGAAGGGGAAAAAACCCCGAAGGACCAGAUCUCUGUUCAGACUGGUUUCACUUUUUCACAGAUCAGAUUUAGUUUAGAUCUGUCUUCGGGGACAUCAUUAGAUGAAAUCGAUCAAGAAUACUCAGGAUAAAUCUUCAUCGGGUCGUAACAACUGUAAAUAGUUUUUGCUGCCCUAGUCACCAAGCAGUUUGGCUAAACUGCAUCCAUUCCAUCUUGCUGACCAACAUGCACAAAACAGGACACUUGACUGAGAUUGAAAUGGAGGAAAAGACUAUUACUCAACAGCUUUGAGGCCAUAUAAGCGAAAUAAAAGGUCAAGACAAUGAAAAACAGAUUCGUCACAAGGAUUACAAUCGGUCAAACUAUGGUUUCCAAAACCAAAAUCAAGCCAGAAACAUGUAAAAAUCCAGAAUGGCCAUCACCCUCAUUGCUGGAGUGCAUGUAAGAGUUACAAUAGGUUUUAUAUUAUGGGCAGCUAGAAUUGUUCCAUUAAAUUUUACCAUUUAUAAUGGAAAUGUUUCUCAGUUCCUGAAAGCAGAUGCAGUUAUUUAUCAGAGAAUUCUAUUUGAAGAUCUGCAAGAUCAUGGUAUCUCGCAAGGUUCAAAAUAACAACAGUUUUACAGUCAUUAAAAAUCUGUGUUGUGAUCUGUGCAUGACUGAAUUAAUAAUUAAGUGCUACAUUUAUCCCUAAGAUGUUAAAUCCACAUUUUGUGUUUUUAAACUUGUUUUGAUCAUGCUUCCAUGAUGGAGGUUAUAGUAAUGCACAAAAGACAGAAUAUCAGACUGAUAAACAUUACUUUUGUCCCUCUAUCAAAAAUGUGAAGGAUUUUUUUUUUUUUUUUAAAGAAAAGCAUUCUGAUGAAGAAUAAAUGCCCAUAGCCCUCCACAAACUUUCAUAUUAUACUGAUAAAAUAACUGAUACGUUAUGGCAAAUGAAUUUACAAAAUCAUAUUGCAAAAUAGAGUCAAAUUCUUGUUGUUUUCUACUAUAAGACUUUAAAUGCCCAUAUUGGGCACUAUCACAAGGACUAAACCACGUGUCAUAGGGACUGGUUUUGGACGGCUUGUAAUGCUAGAACUUGAAGCCAGGCUGUUGCACCAGUUUUGCUCGUGACAUGAUGCUGAUUUGCACUUUAAGUCUAUAACAGGGUCUUCCAUGUCCACCCAGAUUAGAAGGGUUGAAACAUUGAUAUUAUUAAUUCAUGUUUGUGUCUCAUUGACUUCAUUAUAUCUCUUGUUAUCAUAGGCAAAUCUGAUCUUCCUAAAGGGUUUUUCAAUAAACCACAGUAAAGAGGAUAAAAAGAAAAGGAUCAUUUGUUGGUUUUUCUUAUAAGUGGCACACUUGAUUGCUCCGUAUAGUAAAUGGUUGUUGUGUUCAGUCUUGUUCUGCACACCUGGUUUACGAGCCCAUUCUGUGUGGGUUUUCUAAUAGUUUUACAAAACCACCAUAUAUUUAAUCUUUUUAAUCUUUUCAAUUUGUGUGCAAAAAUAUGCUGUCCAUACUUUCUAAUAAAACCACGCCUUAGGUCCUUAAAUUUCUACUUUUGUCAUCACACUCACUUUUCUCAUCCUCGCGUUUUUCAGUCAGUGUAGAAGUUAGUCUUGUGGGUGUGCUAGUGUCUUGUUUGCUUUUAUAACUAGCAGUUGUUUAAUUUCAAGGAGCAGACAACUCAGCAGAUUGUUGAAGCUUGUGUCAUUAAGUGUGGUGCUAUUAAUUAAUAUCAGCAAUGCAUUACCACAUUUUUCAUUAGUCAGGAUUGUGCAGAUUUCUGUUAAACAUGCUUCAUUUGAUGCUUUCAAAGGUGGAGAUGCAACAAAUGCAUAUAGUACAUGAUGUUUGCUAACAUGGUCUGUAGUAUUAACAAAACACAUUUCUGAAAAUGUAUAAAUCUGGACAUUAAUAGAUCUGUUGGUAAAAAAAUCUUUCGAGUUUUUAAAUUGUAAGUGAGCACUUACCACCUAUGUUAUAUCUUGUAUAUUGCACAUCAUGUGUGCAGAAGUGAUACCAGUGAAUGUGUGGGUGUGUGGUGUUGCAUGAGAUUUAUUCUGUGUGCAUUCUUCAAUUUUAAUUCGUUCAUCUAUGAUACUUCAUAUCAUGAGACAUCCAGUUAGAAUAUCAUGUGCAUUAGAGUGUUAUUUGACAUUUCUAUCUCAUAAAGUGCAUUGAGAGCUUCUGCGAACUGAUCAACAUAAUUAUUUAAGACAGUAAGCGCUGUAAUCAAACAAGUCAUUGUGCAGCUGUAGUCCAGAAGAAAUUUUCCAGGUUUCCUGCAUAAAGUGACGAUACUCAACUUUUUCGCUCUUUUGUUUUGAGUAGUGCACUUAGACCAGCUAAUUCUGGACCAGCCCUAAGUAAAGGGCUAAACCAUUUUACUAAUAUUAAUCAUAUCAGUGUGCCCAUUUCAGAAGGCCAGGCCAGUGGUUGAUACACACGGACCAUCAUAAGCACAGCUGCAAGCAAUUCUAAAACCCAUUUUGUUUUGUAAAGAACCUUGAUCCAGGCAUUAUCAUCGUCCGUUAUCUAGCUUUGUUUGACGCACCAAGUCUGACCAUCAUUCAAGUUGGAUAGGGUUUAAGCUCUCUGCUUUCUGCAGCUAUUAAGGCCUCCAUCACGCAGUAAAAUAGGAUGUGGGGUGUUAAAUGUAUCUUUGCAGUGUGCAUGAUCUUUUAAAAUAGCUGAAACCUCAGUAACUCACCCUUUUAAACAAAACAAAUUAUAAGUUGUUUUCAUUCAGAAGCUGCUCUUCUGUAUCUCUUAUACUUGUUUGUGUUUGUUUCAAGAUUUUGCAGUUCAUCUGCUCUUGUUUUAUAGGAGUAUUCAUACAUUUUUGGAAUUGUACAUCUUUCACUCUUGUGAUGUUAAUUUGAAUAUUUUAUUUGACAUAAUAACAGUUUGGUUUUUUUCUAUUGCGUGGGACCCACAUGUAUACUGCUCUCACAAGUGACUGUAGAGACUGAGAGCUUUUCAUUCCAUAUUAUUAUUAUGGUGUACGCUUUUCAGUGUGUUAAUCUUUGUCUACAUGCUGUGUGUAGCAACACAGUGUCUAGACUGGGCCAAUGCCUGAUGUGACCAGCUUGCUUUUUUUUUUUUCUUUUAAAAUUUUCCUGGUAGUAUCAGAUGAUCACAAACUGCUUAGACAGUUAACUAUUCACUUCCCACUUGUUUUAAGUGUAAAAGGUCGUGACUGACUUGCCAAGUGUGUGUGUGUAUGCGCGCAUGCAUGUUUUUCUUGUGAGUGUUUUGACUGUCUAGGAUGUUACUUACCACAUUUAAAUAGUUCUCAAUUAAUUUAAGCUUUUGUGUAAAUACUGUACAUAUGAACAAGUAAUUAAAUAACAAUUUGAAAAUAAU